Tyto alba (common barn owl) is the source of this 2054-nucleotide messenger RNA. RefSeq names its product glycogenin 1 (gene GYG1). Lineage: Eukaryota; Metazoa; Chordata; Aves; Strigiformes; Tytonidae. The coding region runs from base 511 to 1422 and encodes 303 amino acids. The record is from RefSeq and is a predicted model, not a curated record. The transcript is spliced from 8 exons. Gene Ontology annotation, cellular component: cytoplasm. Gene Ontology annotation, molecular function: glycosyltransferase activity.
GGAGCCGGCACGCGCUGCCCGGUCGCGCCCUGGCCGCGGCGCGGGAGCGGGGCGGGCCGCGGCCGCGCCUAUUUUUAGGUGGUGGCCCCGCCAGCGGCGAGCUGCCGGGGGCGAGCCGGUGCCGCAGCCGGCGGGGGCUGGGGCUGCCCGCGGGGGGGGUUGCAGGCCUGCCGGGCGCCUCCGUGCAGUUCAACAGUUCGUUCAGGAUUCAGCCUUGCUUUACGCCGCCUGCCUCGCUACCUGGCGCAGGUCUCUGUCCCCUAACGGGAGGGAUGUGGCCAGCGUGGCGGAGAGCUGGAGGGUCUGGAGAGGCCACUAUAGGGCCGCAGCGGCUCACAGGAGAAGACCUAGCGCUCUCCUGAAACGCUAAAGGCCGUAGACCAGUCUUUCGUGACUCUAGCCACAAAUGACUCCUAUGUGAAAGGAGCACUGGUACUUGGUUCAUCCUUGCAACAGUACAGAACAACAAGGAAGCUGACUGCACUCAUAACUCCUCAGGUCUCAGAUCUUAUGAGGAGAGUGCUGGAAAAAGUCUUUGAUGAAGUCAUAUUGGUAAACGUCUUGGAUAGUGGGGAUUCAGCACACUUGGCAUUAAUGAAGAGACCUGAACUAGGUGUCACACUAACAAAGCUUCACUGCUGGGAGCUGACACAGUUUUCAAAAUGCGUUUUCAUGGAUGCAGACACAAUGGUUUUGUCAAAUAUUGAUGAGCUUUUUGAGAGAGAAGAGCUGUCUGCAGCACCAGAUCCGGGCUGGCCUGACUGUUUUAAUUCUGGAGUUUUUGUUUACCGACCUUCAAUUGAAACAUACAAUCAGCUGUUACAGUUUGCAACAGAGAAAGGCAGCUUUGAUGGUGCAGAUCAGGGGUUAUUAAACACCUUCUUCAGCAGCUGGGCAACAACGGACAUGAGCAAACAUCUACCAUUUAUUUAUAAUUUGAGCAGCACUUCUGUAUAUUCCUACCUUCCAGCAUUUAAAGAGUUUGGUGCAAAUACCAAAGUGGUGCAUUUCCUGGGAAGCAUAAAGCCAUGGAACUAUACAUAUGACUCCAGGACAAAAAGCAUAAAAGGCAACAUGGAUGACCCCAAAAUAGUUCACCCAGAAUUCCUCAACGUGUGGUGGGAUACCUAUAUAGCUAAUGUUUUACCAUUACUAGAACAGCAUGGAAUUGUUGAAGAAAUUACUACAGGUGUAAACGUGCUAUCGGGCUUGGUCUAUACUCUGGCUUUCUCUUGUGGCUUCUGUAGAGAGGCAGAGGUUACAGAGGCAGUGUCCCACAUAUCGAUAUCAGCACCAUCACCAGUAUUACCAACUGUAUCUUCAGAAGAACGCAAGGAACGGUGGGAACAGGGCCAAGCUGACUAUAUGGGAGUGGAUUCCUUUGACAACAUCAAGAAGAAACUAGAUACCUACCUUCAGUAGAAAUGCCCGCCUCAAACAGUGGUGAUGCAAGGACUUGUUCCAGAACUAACAGCUAGAAAGGUGUAGAUGGUGGUCAGUUACACUUGCUAGUAGCUUGAUGAAAAACUUCUUGGCUGAAGGCCUCUGCAGUGCUACAGAUGAAGACUGAGCAAAAGCUAGGAAGCAGAAUUCCUUGGGCCACCUCUAACUGCCCAAUUUCCAAUUCUCCCUGCUAGAUAAAACCAGGUAUUUUCAGCUUAAAUUUUCUUCUGUUGUGAUCAAUUGGCUCAACAUAUUCCUUGAAACUGGGUUUGUUACCUCACCUCCUUAAGGUGAUUAGCAUUGAUUCCUUUGCUUGCUGUUUUAGAUGUAAAGUCUAAUUCCUGGGAUUGCUCAUACACUAGCGUGGUAGCCAUUCUGCUUUACCAUAAAUGUAUUAAUGACACUGGGAUACACACAGAUUUAACAGUAAUAGCACUGCUUUGCUCUUUCAGUCAGAAUUGCACUGAAGUUUUGACCAGGUUCUUACGCACAGUGCCUACAGCAUGGCAGAAUGCAUUUUUUCAGUUCUGUAUACUAUGGGACUAGUAAACUGAGUUUUAUCUGUAACUUGGAAUGUUACACUUGAUACAAAAAUAAAAAGUUGUCAUGCA